Messenger RNA from Nematolebias whitei (Rio pearlfish), 834 nucleotides. RefSeq names its product pre-mRNA-splicing factor ATP-dependent RNA helicase DHX15. The record is from RefSeq and is a predicted model, not a curated record. Gene Ontology annotation, cellular component: intracellular anatomical structure; spliceosomal complex. Lineage: Eukaryota; Metazoa; Chordata; Actinopteri; Cyprinodontiformes; Rivulidae. Gene Ontology annotation, molecular function: RNA binding.
ACCACGAGUCUAACCAGUGGUGCUACGACAACUUUGUCAACUACCGAUCCCUGAUGUCGGCUGACAACGUGCGCCAGCAGCUGUCCAGGAUCAUGGACCGCUUCAGCUUGCCUCGGCGCAGCACAGAGUUCACCAGCAGAGAUUACUACAUCAACAUCCGACGAGCGCUCUGCACCGGCUUCUUCAUGCAGGUUGCUCAUUUGGAGCGCACAGGCCAUUACCUCACCGUCAAAGACAACCAAGUGGUCCAGCUGCACCCGUCUACAGUCCUGGACCACAAGCCUGAGUGGGUGCUCUACAAUGAGUUUGUCCUCACCACCAAGAACUACAUCCGCACAUGCACAGACAUCAAGCCCGAGUGGCUGGUGAAGAUCGCUCCGCAGUACUACGACUUGAGCAACUUUCCACAAUGUGAAGCUAAACGGCAGCUGGAGCGAAUCGUUGCCAAGCUGGAGAGCAAAGAGUAUUCUCAGUACUGAUGAUGGACGAGAAGAGUCGGGGAAAACAGACGCAGAUUCUAGUUUUAGAUCUGUCCGUGUCUCUGUGUGUUAAUGGUAAACAGUUGGCGUUUUGAUUUUUACAGCUCGUUUGUUUUGUUGCUUUUCCAUCCGUGUCAUUUCUGUAAGUAGGUGUUAAAAUGUCGAUGAAAUCUCAGCAGCAGUUAUGAUUUUCAAAGAAAAUGAUCAGCAACCGGUCGUUCAGACGGGUUUCCAUCAAAGUUUGGAGCCAUAACAAAAUCUGUGCUUGCUUUGUUUCUGUAAUAAAAGAAGCUUUGACUUUACUUUGCUUUUGAAAUGAAUUAGUGAGGCCUGCCUUUACAAAAAUGAAACAUUA